CGCAGAUCUUGCGUGUGCGUACAGACUACGCAUUGCCUGCUGAUCCUGAUGCUCAAUAAGCCUCUUCUUUCAUCCCGGCUGCCCCCCCUCAUCGCCGUCUUUAUCCAACCUUUCCUUGUGGUCAGCAACAGACCAUCACAAUCCAUCAAUCCAAAACACUACAAGGCCGCGCUUCUCUCUGCUGACUCACUUGUCUGUCUGUCUGCAGAGUGCCUUUCGCUCUAUCCUGGUGUCUUCACACUCGCUCAACCGUCGUGCACGAAGCCCUCUCGCGGCUCACUGGAGGACAGCGCGACGAACGAGCAUGUCAAGCGCAUCGACAGAAGUAAGCGAGCGCAUGUGGACUGACUGGCACCGCAUCGCCUCGUUGUAUGCUGUAUGGUGGAUAUCUGCGCUGCGUGUCGUUCAGGCCAACGGUCGGCUCCCCAUUGAUUCAGCACUGAUUGUUGGGUGUGGCUACGUGGGGUCUGCUGUGGGCAAGGCGCUGAGGGAGCAGGGUGUGCGUGUGGAGGCCACCACCACACGCCCCGAGAGGGCCAGCGACCUGCUGGACGAGGGCGUGGUCGACUCGGUGUGCACCAUACCCACUGAAGCGCCCGGUGACGCGAGCAAAGACCCAAUGACGGGUGCGCUUCAUGAGGCUGACGCUGUGUUCAUCGCUGUGGCGCCGGGGUAACGGAUAGAACAACAUGUGGUUGCCAGGCAGGCAUGCAGUUGAUGUGUGUGUGUUGCUGUCCUUGAGUGCAGGCGCUCGAUGAGGGGCGUGCCCGACGCGUAUCCCAAGACCUAUGUGGGGACUGUGCGUCGGGUGCUGAAGGGCCUCGAGGGCAAGAAGAAGCCUACACGGGUGGUCUACAUCAGCAGCGGAAGUAGGCAGACAGACAGACAGACUGACUCUCAGACAGAGGGAUGCCCAAUAGGAUCUUCUUGUGCCUCCUUGCUCUUCUCUUCCCUUUAGGUGUGUACGGGACGUACGACGAUGGUCGAAUCGUCACCGAGGACACCCCGCCAGCCAACCCCAGCGACAACCAACAGACGCUGAUCGAGGCAGAGAAGGUACACAGCACCCACCCAACCUGCCUUUCUGCAUCAACACGCCACGCCCCUUUCCUUCACACAUCACUCUCCCCGCUACUGUCAUACGGAUGGAUGUCUUCAGCUGCUGUUGGAUGCCGCCAAGGCCUCCCAAGACAUGAUCCGCGUAAGCAUCCUUCGGCUGGCGGGCGUGUGGGGCCCCAACAGACCCAUCAGGAGUGUGGUUGAGAGAGUGGCGGGCCAGGAAGUGCCAGGGACGGGCGAGACAUUCGUGCACUGGACGCACCUCAAGGACAUUGUGGCUGCCUCCCUGUUCGCCCUGAGGAAUGGGCUGGAGGGCGCUUACAACGUCUGCAGCCCACCCGUCCUGAGGAAGAAGCUCUAUGAUGUGGUCAGUCAGUCGGUCGACAGAGAGGAGGAGAUAGAUGGACACAUUGUUCGCAUGCUGGUGUGAUCUUUGGGGUGUGUUGUGCUCUUCAUGUUCAGAUCUGUGAGCUCGAAGGCCUUCUGCCCGUCAAAUGGCAGGGCCCCGGGGAAGGAGGGUGAGCACACACACGCACCUACACAAACAAAUGGGGUGAUGUAUGUCUGUCUAUCUCUGUGUGUCUGCUGUUAUUGUGUGUGUGUGUGUGUGUGUGUCAGUGAGUACACAGGUCGUGGCGGCAACAAGCGGCUGGACUGCAGCAAGAUCACGGGGCUGGGCUUCAAGCUGCUAGUGCCAGACACCAUCCAGGAGCUGCAGAACGCAUACCAAACGGUGGCCGACUGAUCGCAUCCAUCGCAUCGCAUGAGUCUGUCAAACAAACAUGAGCCUGACUGGGUCUGUGCAUGACAAACGGAUUGAUGGAUGGAUGGACCUAUUUGUUAGUGGACAGAUGCGACGCUGCGCGUGAGACAGAGAGAUUUGUCGAUCCGUAUCCAUUACCAGAUUCCGAUCUGUUAAAUGUCUUGUGGGGCCCCCAUUGUGUCCAACGUUCUGCAGUCAACGUUCCUCCUCGUGAGUCUGCGCAAUGAAGCUAUGUGGCUUGUCGACCGCCGCUGUGGCGUCAUGGGGCCUCACCAUCUUACUCGUCAUCGUGUCAGCCGCCGCCCAUUCUCGUCACUUGGAGUGCGGCCGGCGCCCUUGUGGCUCAGAGCUUCAACGACACAAAAUGGGGCGCUGUCCACUAUGCCGACCACCCCUUCUAUCACCAGAACGACAAGGAAGACUCCCCCAUGCUAAGGGGGCUGCAAGUUGAAGCCGACAACAGCACUGGCAGCGUGACUCAUUUUGUGCCAAUGCGGAUCUUCUUGCACAACGACGGAAUGAGCGAGUCCCUCACGGACACUGCCUUGCGAGAGUAUGUUGUGGGGGACGUGCUGCCGACGGCGACUUUGUGGAUCCAGGUGCAUGUGUGGAUGGAACCUUCUCUUUGCCGACAGACACCUGUCGCCUUUUUCUUUUGCAGGAGCUGUUGAGUGUCAUUCCUGUCCAAGGCAAGCUGGAGCUGGAACCCUUCUGCUCGGCAGCAUGGUGAGCAUGGCAAGUCACGGGAGGUCGAUCCCUCGACAUGACAUUUGUUGUGGUCUCAAUCAAUUCUCUUCAUUCAGGACGUCGUCUCAGGGAGACAGCAUCUGCGCUGUGCUGGGCAGCAACUACAACACAUGCGGCGAGAGCAUUGUUCCAGAGGACCACUUUAAGGAGACGGCCGUCUGCGCCUCCAGCCCGUCCGACUGUGCAGCCCCCUUUGGUGGCAAUGGGCCAUCAGACAGUGACUUCAUCCUCUAUGCCUCAGCCACGAAGUCCGCAAACUGCGUGGGCAACCGGCUGGGUUAUGGAGGAUCUUGCUUUCGCGACCAAUACGACAGGCCCGUUGCUGGAUUCGUCAACCUCUGCCCCGACAUGCUCGUGGGCCAUCUCGACCCACAGGAGUGGCGGAGCGAGAUCGGCUUUGUAGUGCAUGAGAUCUUCCAUGCACUUGGCUUCUCUGGCUCAGACAUUGCCUUCUUUCGCGAUGACAGGUGCGCCCGAGGGACGCACCAACACCGAACAUCGAUAUAUGUGUGUGUGGUUUGACAGCGGGAAUCCCAGGACUGCGAGGGGCUCCAAUGGCCGCCCGCCGCUGGACAACACCUACGGCCUUCUCUAUGCUCCCGACAGCACCUCUGCAGAGAUAACUGAGGCAGACGGCAACACUAGACUCAAACUGACCACACCAAAAGUCAAGGAAAUCGGUGAGUCAGCCAGCUGCCAUGUGCGUCUCUCGUUGUCACGAGCUGUCUGUCUAUUGGGUGCAGGUCGGCAGUACUUCGGCUGCCCCAAUCUUGACGGCGUCUAUAUGGAGAAUGAGGGCGGGCAGGGAAGCGCCUUCAGCCACUGGGAGCGGCGGCUCCUCUACAGCGAGACCAUGGCAUCCGUCAGCAGCAAAUUCGACACCCUGUCGGCCUUCACACUCGCCUUCUUUAGAGACAGUGGGUGGUACCUUCCCGACUUCUCAAUGGCAUCGUCGUUCCCAUGGGGAGACGCGGCAUUCAAUGGCGAUGGAUGCACGUUUGUCGAAGGCCCCUGCGUGCCAUCGCUGGAGAGCGAGCAGGCGCACUGAAUGCGACAUCGUCCACACUGCCGUUCUGCCUGGACACCACUCGG
This is a messenger RNA of Vitrella brassicaformis, 3661 nucleotides long. The record is from the annotation of a GenBank genome assembly. Lineage: Eukaryota; Vitrellaceae.